UUUUACUCAUUUGUUUUCUCAUCUUUACAGGAAAAUGCCACGGGCACUAUCUAAUGUGUGGAGACAUUUAACUGCAGCUCAUGUAGAAGGAAAAGCUGUGUACAUUUGCAAAAACUGUACCAAUUCUUAUGUGAAGAAUGCAACAAAGAGUUCCUCUACUUCUAUUCGAGAUCUAAAUGUAUAUCAUGAACACAGAUAUGAUUCCAAAAUUCACCUCGAAAGACGAGGAGAUUGACUUCUGGAAGACUCUUUCCCUCAAGUACCAGAAAAAUUGCCAGGAGGCCCAGGAGGAGCUGCUGGAGUUUCAGGAGGGCAGCAGAGAGCUGGAGGCAGAGCUGGAGACCCAGCUGGGCCAGGCCGAGCACCGCACGAGAGUCCUGCAGUCUGAAAAUAGCAGGCUCAAGAAAGAGGUGGACUCACUCAAGGAAAAACUAGAGCAGCAGUAUGCCCAGAGCUACAAACAGAUCAACAUGCUGGAGGAUGACCUGGGACAGACCCGAGGCAUAAAGGAGCAGCUCCACAAAUACGUGCGGGAGCUAGAGCAGUCCAACGACGACCUAGAAAGAGCCAAGAGGGCUACAAUUGUGUCCCUGGAGGACUUUGAGCAGCGUCUGAACCAGGCUAUCGAGAGGAACGCCUUCCUGGAGAGCGAGCUGGAUGAGAAGGAAUUUGUCCUGGUCUCAGUGCAGAGAUUGAAAGACGAGGCCAGAGAUCUGCGUCAGGAGCUUGCUGUCCGAGAGCGAAAUACGGACGUAACCAGGAUGACGGCGCCCACCCAGCAGGACAACGACAAGAUGGAUUACUCUGUCCAGGCCUCCCUGUCUCUCCCUGCAACGCCGCUCGCGGAGAGUCUGGACAAUGCCUUCGCCAACCCCACAGAGUUCUCCAAUGGCCUUGGUAACUCACUGACUCCCUCUGCUAGAAUAUCAGCCCUCAACAUCGUCAGUGACUUGCUACGGAAAGUGGGGGCUCUGGAGUCUAAGCUGACAGCCUGCAGGAACUUUGCCAAGGACCAGAAAGCCAGGAACUCUUAUGCCAUCACGGAAAACGGGAACGUGAUCAACGGCAACACAGCCAAGUUCUCCCAUAUACUCCACGCGACGUCGUCAUACUACGACAAAACCAGGGCGGUGAAUGGCCUGGACCCCGGCACACUGACAGCCAUCACAGUACCCCCCUCUCCCGCACCCCCUGACCUACUGCCUCUCAUUGUGUGACGGUGACAGACAGUCCCCACUGCCAAGCCCCCCCCCCCAACACCUUCCUUCUGCCAAUGGACAAGACUGUCUUAACACAGAAAGCAUUGUGUUGACUUUCAAAUGAGGACAUAAAAAUGGCCCGCACGAUUAAACACUUUUCACAUACUGUAAUACUGGCCCCUCUUUGCAGUCACUACAUAUUAACAGGCUGUCUUUGUGUCAUUCUGACCCUUCAGUGCUUGUGGGACUAUUAUAGAGGAAACUGUGAGGGAUUCAAAUAUACAUUGAGUGUACAAAACAUUAAGAACACUUCCUAAUAUUCAGUUUUACCCCCUCCCUUUUGCCCUCAGAACAGCCACAAUUCGUCAGGGCAUGGACGCUACAAGGUGUCGAAAGCGUUACACAGGGAUUCUGGCCCAUGUUGACUCCAAUGCUUCCCAGAGUUGUCAAGUUGGCUCGAUGUCCUUUGGGUGGUGGACCAUUCUGGAUACACACCGGAAACUUUUGAGCGUAAAAAACCCAGCAGGGUUGCAGUUCUUGACACAAACCGGUGCGCCUGGCACCUACUGCCAUACCCCAUUCAAAGGCACUUAAAUCUUGUCUUCCCAUUCACUCUCUGAAUGGCACACAUACAGAACCAAUGUGUCACUUUUCUCGAGGCUUAAAAAAAACGUAUUUAACCCUUCAUCUACACUGAUUUGAAGUGGAUUUAACAAGUGACAUCAAUAAGGGAUCAUAGCUUUCACCUGAAUUCACCUGGUCAGUCUGUCGUGGAAGAAGUGGGUGUUCAUAAUGUUUUGUACACUGUCUAUUUUAUUUAACUGUUACGAUUUGUCAGUGCGUGGCAACUGAUACUGUAGCAGGUGAGAGACUAUAGAUUAGCCAGAGUCAGAAGAAAUAAGAUGCACAUGUCUGUAUUACUGUAUCUAGCAGCUUUGCCUCAGGCUGUGGAGAGACCCUAUCUCCUGCAACUUUCCAUCUGUUAUUUUCCAUUUAUGAAUGGAAAACUAUGGUUAAUGACUUGGCAGCUGGCACAGCGGUGUAGAUGUGUUUAAUAGCCUGGAAUGAUCGUUCACCACAUGGACCUGCUCCUAACAGGCUGACAUAUUGCCCAUCAAUAAUUGAUGGUGGUUUAAAUAUCCUGUCAACCUUAUAUGCCUUUCUGACCUUGAGUUUAAUUCCAGUAACCAUUUGAAGAAUCUAAUAUUUUACAGUUUUGUUUGUGUGUCUGUGUUAAAAUUGAAUGGAAACCGUAAACAUAUGUGUUGGCUUAAACAUGUUCAGAAGGGAUGAUGACGGAAAUCCUUCUUGUCUUGUUGUGGUGAGUAUUCUGGGCUUCCUGCCCUGUUAACCAUAUGGUGCACAGUAUUGGUCAUAUUGAUCACAUAUUUAAAGUUGUCCACUUGAGUGGUGUUGUCAUGGUGUUUUAGACCACUUUUGCCAGAUUUUGGGAUUUUAACUGAAAGUUUUUCUUAAUUUUCAGUGUUAUCUUAUUGAAGAAGAAAAAAAAUGUUUAUACAGCGUAUUCGGAAAGUAUUCAGACCCCUUGACAUUUUCCACAUUUUGUUACGUUACAGCCUUAAUCUAAAAGGGAUUCAAUUGUUUUUUCCCCCUCAUCAAUACCCCAUAAUGACUAAGGAAAAACAGGUUUUUAGAGGUUUAAAAAAAAAAAGAAACAUAAAAUGAAAUCACAUUUGCACAAGUAUUCAGACCCUUUAUUCAGUACUUUGUUGACGCCUUGAAUCUUCUUUGGUAUGAAGCUACAACCUUGGCACACCUGUAUUUGGGGAGUUUCUACCAUUCGCUGCAGAUCCUCUCAAGCUCUGUCAGGUUGGAUGGGAAACGUCGCUGCCCAGCUACUUUCAGGUUUCUCCAGAGAUGUUAGAUCAGGUUCAAGUACAGGAUCUGGCUAGGCCACUCAAGGACAUUCAGAGACUUGUUCCAAAGUCACUCCUGCGUUGUCUUGGCUAGGUGCUUAGGGUUGUUGUCCUGUUGUGCUCUGAAGCAGGUUUUCAUCAAGGGUCUCUCUGUACUCCAUUCAUCUUUACCUCAAUCCUGAGUAGUCUCCCAGUCCCUGCCGCUGAAAAACAACCUAACAGCAUGAUGCUUCCACCAACAUGCUUCACCGUAGGGAUGGUGCGAGGUUUCCUCCAAACAUGACACUUGGCAUUCAGACCAAAGAGUUCAAUCUUGGUUUCAUCAGACCAGAGAAUCUUGUUUCUCAUGGUCUGAUAGUCCUUUUGGAAAACCAAGUGGGCUGUCAUGUGCCUUUUACUGAGGAGUGUCUUCCGUCUGGCCACUCUACCAUAAAGGCCUGAUUGGUGGAGUGCUGCAGAGAUGGGAGAACCUUCCAGAAGGACAACCAUCUCCACAGAGGAACUCUGGAGCUCUGUCACAGUGACCAUCAAGGCCCUUCUCCCUCAAUUGCUCAGUUUGGCCGGGCAGCCAGCUCUAGGAAGACUCAGUGGUUCCAAACUUCUUCCAUUUAAGAGUGAUGGCCACUGUGUUCAUGGGGACCUUCAAUGCUGCAGACUUUUUUGUUAUCUUUCCCCAGAUCUGUGCCUUGACACAAUCCUGUCUCGGAGCUCUACGGAAUAUUCCUUUGACCUCAUGGCUUGGUUUUUGCUCUGACAUGCACUGUGGGAUCUUUAUAUAGACAGGUCUGUGCCUUUCCAAAUCAUGUCCAAUCAAUUGAAUUUUACAACAGGUGAACUCCAAUCAAGUUGUAGAAACAUCUCAAGGAUGAUCAAUGGAAACAGGAUGCACCUGAGCUAAAUUGAGUCUCAUAGCAGAGUCUGUUACGUUAGUCUAUUCUAAAAUGUAAGUACUCAAUGUGGAAAAAGUCACGGGGUCUGAAUACUUUCCGAAUGCACUGUGUAUCACACAAUUGUGUGUUGGCAACCUAUAUUUGAAGUAAGUAGCACUUCAUCCUGUGCAAAUAUUUUCCCCUUAUUUUCACAUUUAUUUUAUCAGUUUUAUUCAAUUGCAAUAUUGCCUGUUUGUAUGUUUUAAUGUACAUAGUUUUGUUAAUUUAUUUCAGAUUUAUUUCAUGGGAUGAUUUUAGAUUCAAAUAAACAUUUUG
Molecule: messenger RNA, 4281 nt
Organism: Oncorhynchus masou masou (cherry salmon)
Lineage: Eukaryota; Metazoa; Chordata; Actinopteri; Salmoniformes; Salmonidae
Product: nuclear distribution protein nudE-like 1-A
Exons: 9
Coding region: 177-1217 (346 amino acids)
Biological process (GO): microtubule nucleation; establishment of mitotic spindle orientation; regulation of neuron projection development
Cellular component (GO): centrosome; kinesin complex; kinetochore
Molecular function (GO): microtubule binding
Source: RefSeq, a predicted model, not a curated record